CGAGCCCAAAUAGAAAAAGAGAUGAUUUUUUGUCGGAACUGGAUAGAGCUGAGGAAACAAAAGGAUGACAGUAGCUCAAAGUAUCUCUUCCUCCAUUCUUCUGCCGCUGCUUUCACCUGCACCGCCGGUUCACUGCUUUGCUCGUUCCCAGCUUUCCGAUUCUAAGUUCUCCUCAAAACUUCAGUCAAUUGCCAUUUCCUCUCACAAAUUUUCUAAACGUUCAAGGACAAGUACUUCACUUCGUGGAAUCAAUUCUAAUGACCCAAAAGAGGACUCAGCGUUCUUCGACGAAAACGGCGUCGUUGAGGAUAUGGACAGCUAUCUCAAUUAUCUUUCCCUAGAGUAUGAUUCUGUCUGGGACACCAAGCCUUCCUGGUGUCAACCUUGGACAAUAACUCUCACCGGAGCGGUGAUAAUUAGCUUGAGCUGGCUGAUUUUACACUCGGCUGUAGCCACUGCAGUAGUGAUGACUAUAAUUGGGGCAUGGUGGUACAUCUUUCUUUAUUCUUACCCCAAGUCAUACUCAGAGAUGAUUGCGGAUAGAAGAAAGAGGGUGACAAACGGUCUGGAAGAUACAUAUGGAGCGAGAAAAGGCCAGUAAUGCAAGGGACACAACUGAGGAGCAAUAUGGACGUUGAUUCAUCUUGCAGUAUUUGCAUUUCUAAACUGUGGGUCACAUGACACAAUGAGGAGAUCAAUGUUCAUUAUAAUAACCUAACUUUUUGCCCUUGCUGUAAAUGUUAUCACUUAUCAGACCCUGUAGGACUCCUCAUAUGAAUGAAACAAGAUCAUUCUUCUAUUCA
Messenger RNA from Nicotiana tabacum (common tobacco), 803 nucleotides. RefSeq lists its product as uncharacterized. Lineage: Eukaryota; Viridiplantae; Streptophyta; Magnoliopsida; Solanales; Solanaceae. The record is from RefSeq and is a predicted model, not a curated record. Gene Ontology annotation, cellular component: chloroplast.